UUUUCGUUCGAACCUACAUUCAUUUUCCUGGUACUGGUCUGCAGAUUCCGAAUUUCCUGCGCUUGUGUACUGCUUCCACUCGGAGCUGUAAUGGCCUCUUUACUGGAGCCUAGCGCUGAAGCCAAUGGAAAACAGUUCAUUUGUGCGUUCUGCCAAAGGGAGUUCCGCCGGCUGGAGCACUUACAGCGGCAUACGAGGAGACAUACCAAUGAAAAGCCUUUUAGCUGUUCAUGUGGCCCACUCUUCUCGAGACGAGAUCUCCUCAGGCGACAUGAACGCAUCGAGCAUGGGUCUAUCGAGAAUUCGUCGCGGCAGUUAUAUACGCAAUUCACAGCAAAUUCAGUCAAGGCUUGCACAGAGAAUACGCGGACCAGCGCUAGUCAGCGAAGAGAGAUAUUGUUAGAAGGAGGUACAGCUCUUAGGUCGGACCUGACCUCGAGUCAACCGUAUCAUCUUCCGUCUCAAAUCAGAUGCACUCAGCACCGGCGGCGUCUUGCAGACUGGGAGCAGGUUGAUAGGGACGGAAGAGGAAAUGGGGCUGAGCAGAGUCUUCCAGGAGGGAUCUCGUCCGCUGAAAGUCCGAGUUACGCGGACCGCCCUGACGGGAUCCCAGUUGUUCAAGUUGCAACUCCAGGUUCAACAUCUACCCCCCACCAACUGCCUCAAGCUAGCUAUCAACACUCUGCUGUUCUUCCAGUUCCACAAAUAAUACUAGGUCAGUCGCGUUGUCGGCGUCAAAGGCUCUAAACUGACAUGCAGCCAUUCUCAUGGACAAGGUUCUCAGAUAGUCCCGUAUUUCGCCCAUCCGAUCAUUACAGACUGUCAAAGAAGCAGAUUAAUACAG
Messenger RNA from Aspergillus novofumigatus IBT 16806, 844 nucleotides. RefSeq names its product C2H2-type zinc finger protein. Gene Ontology annotation, cellular component: chromatin. Bases 91 to 747 code for a protein of 218 amino acids. The transcript is spliced from 4 exons. Gene Ontology annotation, molecular function: RNA polymerase II cis-regulatory region sequence-specific DNA binding; DNA-binding transcription factor activity, RNA polymerase II-specific. NCBI's taxonomy places the organism in Eukaryota, Fungi, Ascomycota, Eurotiomycetes, Eurotiales, Aspergillaceae. Gene Ontology annotation, biological process: regulation of transcription by RNA polymerase II. The record is from RefSeq and is a predicted model, not a curated record.